Molecule: messenger RNA, 1156 nt
Organism: Cheilinus undulatus (humphead wrasse)
Lineage: Eukaryota; Metazoa; Chordata; Actinopteri; Labriformes; Labridae
Product: inositol-tetrakisphosphate 1-kinase-like
Exons: 10
Coding region: 125-1156 (343 amino acids)
Biological process (GO): inositol trisphosphate metabolic process
Cellular component (GO): cytoplasm
Molecular function (GO): inositol-3,4,5,6-tetrakisphosphate 1-kinase activity; ATP binding; inositol-1,3,4-trisphosphate 6-kinase activity
Source: RefSeq, a predicted model, not a curated record
GUUCAAGACGACACUGAGAGGGAGGAGGGUGAAUGGAGAAAAGCGCCUCACAGUGUCAGUCAGCCCCUUCUCUGACUGUCUCUGCCGUCAGUCAGCUGCUGGUGGCCCCCACGCUCGCAGCCCAAUGUCGGGUCGCAGGGUGGGCUUCUGUCUCAGUGAUAAGAAGCGCAGGCGGAUGAACCUGGACGCGUUUAGAGACUUCAGUGCGAGGCAUGGAGUGGAAGUGGUGGAGAUUGAUCUCACUCAGCCACUGGGGCCCCAGGGUCCCUUUGACGUCAUCGUUCACAAGCUUUCUGAUGUCAUUGUGGAGGCUGAGCAUGACAGCAAAUCACAGCAGCUCCUGGCCAACUUCCAGUCUUACGUGUCAGCUCAUCCCAGUACAGUUCUUCUGGACCCUCUUCCCGCCAUGACCCAGCUUCUCGACCGCUUUGCAUCUUAUCGGAUCAUGGGCAAGUUGCGCAAUUCACUCCGAGACUGGCGUAUCUGCAGUCCUCCUCACGUUGAGGUCCACAGCAGCAGUGACCUCUCAUCCAUUCAGCAGGCUGUGAUAACACAGGGCCUGAGUUUCCCUCUCAUUUGUAAAACCAGAGUGGCACAUGGCUCACUCUCCCAUGAGAUGUCUCUGAUCUUCAGCGCGGGCAGUCUGGCUGAAGUACAUCCUCCCUGUGUGCUCCAAAGCUUUGUCAACCACGGCGCCGUCCUGCACAAGGUGUUCGUGGUCGGAGACAGACACUUCUGCGUAGAGAGACCCUCACUUAAGAACUUCCCCUCUGGUCCCUGCGACAGAGAGACGAUCUUCUUUAACAGCCACCAGGUUUCCAAACCAGAGUCCAGCUCUGAUCUCACAGAACUGGAUGAGCAGAUGCCGUGCCUUCCUCCUCCAAGCUCGGAGGCCGUGGCGGCCCUGGUCAGAGAGCUGCAGGUUCAGCUUGGCAUGGCCCUGUUCGGUGUGGACGUCAUCAUCAAUAUACACACUCAUACCCUCACUGUCAUUGACAUCAACAUCUUCCCAGGUUAUGAAGGAGUGCCGCAGUUCUUCUCUGCUCUGCUCAGCCAUAUCCAGACAGUGCUGGACACACAGACUUCUGCUGCUCCUCAGACGACAGACUCACCUGAGUCGACACAGACAGCCUCUGCUGUGACCACCAGCCUUUAG